UAGGCGCGCACUCCUGCUUUCGCGUGCGAAUAUACGCUCUGCUCUCUGGCUCUGGCUGGCUGGAAUAAUAAUAAUUGUAAUUGUUAUUAUUAUAAUAAUGAUACACGUAUUGCAGCAGUGUCGCGCCGCUGCCACACUUCCGCAGCAGCAGACGUUGUAGCGCGGUGCUCCGUGCUCGAGCGAAAACGGAGCCUCGAUCUCUUCUUUAAUGCAACAACGCAACAAUUUUAAUCGCCUCUCGCUAUCAGCGCUAUUUUCGUCGUCGCAGUGGCCUGUGGUGUCUCUCUCGCUCUUCUUCCCUCUUUCUCCGUCUCUCUUGCGAUCGAGAAAAGAACAAAAUUGACCGAAAACAAAUAGUAAUUGUCCCAGCUCGCUCCGCGAUUUUUUCCUUUUUUCCCUUUUUGUUUUUAAUUAAGAAAGAGUUUCGUAGCGGCGUGGAAAUUUUUUUGCCGACUGUGCGUGUGAACACUUCGCAAGAGAAGAAUACAAAUCGUUGUCGAGUGCAGUAUAUGUAUAUCGUGCGAUUCGAAUGAUGUUGAAACGGGUGGUGCGGCGCCCAAAGUAUACGAAAAGAGUAUACGAGUGAUGUUAUCUCAAUGGUGGUGCUGAAUGAAAAAAGAGAAAAGUAAAAAAUGAGAAAAUCACGCUGAUCAGUGUCAAUUCAUCCCUUUUUGUAUUCACGAAACAAGUGCAGAUAGGCGAGCGAUGAUAAAUCAGACGACGAAUAAUCAUCCUCGUGCAGCGGAUAAAGCCUCCUCGGGAUCUUCGUACGCCAACAACGGCCGCAGCAGCGGAUUCAACGACAAAAACUCGUAAUAAAUUACACAGCUGAGGCUAGACGUGGGCGACGACGACGACGUUCGAUGCACGUGCCAAUGAGUAGAUGAAGCGAGGAAUGGAGGCCUCGUGGCGGGGGCAGCAGCAGCGAGGGCACUGCCGCGAUACUUUACCGGACCAGUACCUCUCGUCGUUCAAAAUAAACAGUCUCAAGCAAUUUUCAGUGAAAAGAAUCAGUCGCUGGAGCAAAACUAGAAGAUCCAAAAGACCGAGAAGCAUGGCGGUCGAGUCAAGAGUAACCUAUGGAAGGUCGGCGGACGAGGAAAAACGAGUCUCAGCGGCGACGUCAGCGACAACAGCGACAACGGGUCUACUGAGCUCGAGCAUCGGGCCCCGUCCGAUGGCACUUGUCCCCUGGCACUGAGCGAUGCGCGUAGUUGGGGCCGAGGCCCAGCUAGUGAGCAUGUGGCUCACUAGAGAAUGAAGAAGCAAAACGUCCGGACUUUAUCGUUGAUCGUCUGCACGUUUACCUAUCUCCUCGUUGGCGCAGCAAUCUUCGACGUGCUCGAGUCCGCGACGGAGAAACGACGCAAGGAAGCUCUGGACGCUAUCGAAAGAAUGAUCAUAAGGAAGUAUAAUAUCAGCGCGGACGACUACAAGAUAAUGGAGACGGUGGUGUUGAAGUCGGAGCCACACAAGGCCGGCCAGCAGUGGAAGUUCGCCGGGGCGUUUUACUACGCCACCACGGUACUCACCACUAUUGGUUACGGACACUCGACGCCCAACACCAUUUACGGCAAGCUUUUCACCAUGUUCUACGCGAUCAUCGGCAUACCGCUGGGCCUCGUCAUGUUCCAGAGUAUCGGCGAACGUCUAAACAAAUUUUCUUCAGUUGUCAUAAGAAACGUUAAAAAGCUCCUCAAUUACAAAGAAGUAAAGGCCUCAGAAAUCAAUCUAAUAUGUGUGGUGACGACCCUGUCGAUAUUGACGAUCGCCGGCGGUGCCGCGGCGUUCUCGCGCUACGAGGGCUGGUCCUACUUCGACUCCGUCUACUACUGCUUCAUCACACUGACGACCAUCGGCUUCGGCGACAUGGUGGCGCUGCAGAAGGACAAUGCCCUCGACAACAAGCCCGAGUACGUCAUAUUCGCCCUGAUAUUCAUCCUGUUCGGGCUGGCGAUCGUCGCCGCCUCCCUCAAUCUGCUCGUUCUCCGAUUCGUCACGAUGAACACCGAGGACGAGAGGCGAGACGAGGCCGAGGCUCUCCAGGCCGCGCAAGGGGCCGUCCGACUCGAGGGCGACGUGAUCACCGCCAACGGCUCGAUACUGUCGGGCCAGCUGGGCACCCACGGCGAGACGGUCUCGCUCGACGACGACACCUCGGUCUGCAGCUGUCGCUGCAGCGGCUUCUACAAGAAGCGCCGGCGUCCCCGCUUCACCGUGCGCCGCUCGCCCGGCAAGAUAUCGCACCUGCUGCCGAUGCAGCCGCUCCACCAUCACGGCAGCCUGAACGGCGGGGGCGGCGGCGGUGGCAGCAGCAGCUGCUGCGGCGACGACGACUGCGCCACGACGCCCGACCAGGACGACUACAUGCUGCAGCACAUGCCGGCCUCCGCCUCGCACACGCCCCACCACCAUCAUCCACAGCAGCAGCAGCAGCAGCAGUCGAUUCUUCAUCUGCAUCAUCAUCAGCUGGAGCACGCGGACCUGGUGGCCGACGAUCUGCCGCAGCACGAGUACGUGAUGAGGCCGUCCUCGUUGGCGCCGCUGCUGCAGCUGCCGCCGAUCUAUCAGCAUCGGGCCAGCAUCUGAUCAUCGGCACUCGUUCAGCAGCAGCAGCAGCAGCAGCAGCAGAUUAUUAUACUUCGGAGAUUGAGCCGCACCGGCUCGCUCUAGCGUUCGAACGCGCACCUCAGCAGGCGACGGGUGACAAUUACAUUGAAUGCACCCAUGGAUUGGGUUAGUACGGUUACUGCGUGCCAGAGUUUCCUUCCAACCUAUCUUGUACUGUACAGACAUUGCAUAAUCGAGAGAUUGGCUUUUUUUUAGACGCUCGCGACGCCGGAUUCGUAUCCGUUCCGUUCGACGAAUCACCGAUGAAAUUGAACGUUGGCGUGGGCUACAUAUAUAUGACACAACGACUGUGCGCGUCUACGACGAAUCCCGAGCGUUUCGCAUCGCUCGCACACCUCUUCUGCUUCGACGCGUGUGCCAUUCAUAUUAAUUUUUAAUUUCAAUCUCUCGGUUCAUGCUUCAUCCUCGGGAAGGAGAAACGCGAAUGAAAAAAUAUUGAAUAAAAAUGAUAAAAAAAAAAAAGAAACGUGCGAGAAACGAUUUUUCCAAAUCGAACGACGUAAUUAUAAAAUUAUUAUUCUACGAGUUUAUGGGAGUAGAUAGGAAACGAAGAAAACUUACAGACAACAGCAAAAUGUAAAACAAGUAAAACUUGUAAGAAACGAAACCAGACACGUAUCUCACAACGUAUAUAGAGUUCUCGAGACAAAGACUUAACGACUAUACGAAAAUUAUAAGCUACUUAUAUUAUAAUAAAAAAAAAAUAUAUAUGAAAACGAAAAUCGAGAGUCAAGCUCUGAAUGUUGUGUGCGGGAUACACAAUGUAAAAUAACGAGUGAAACUUAUAAGAGAAACGAAAUGAAAGACGAUUAUAAAGCAGGCAACUUUUUUUGUCAAUUUGCGACUUUUGCCAAACUAUACAUCGAUAGUAUACGUCGAGGUGGGACGCAAUUGACGAUGAUCGGAGCGACUUUUUCUGUAUAGUUACGAUAAAAUAAAUAUAGUUUCCCCUGUGGUGCCUCACCAAAAUUCGCGUAUAUCGACACUUACAUAAAUGGUAUAGUGUGUAAUUAGGCAUUUCCUUUAUAUACAUUUCUUCCUUCGAUAAUAAUUAACGAAAAAAAAACUUCAAGAACUGCAUGAUCUACAUAAAACACAAUAAUGCGAAUCAUCGAUCGCUUCGGCCGUGAAAAACCGGACGAGCUUAUUAAACAUUAUCAAGUACAUGACACACCUGAUAUUCGUUUGCUACGACGAGAGAAAGAGUGAGAAGCAUUAACAAGUUAACGAACAAGUUUUUCAAUUAUGUAAAAAAAAUCGCCUUUUUCCCUUAAAAUGUUCCAAAAGUAUAACUAGAAAGGAGAUAUUACGAUAAAACCUCUUCCUUAUCAUUGUAAUGUAAAUGAAUUAAAUAUGAAUAUUUCGAAAAAAAACGGGAGUUAUGAAGGAUAAUUUUUAAGAUUAAAAAAUUGAUCAAUGAUUUGAUCUCAAAGAGCCGCACCAAAGCUCAAAUCGUUUUCUGAUUUAUAUUAUAAAAGUAGUGUGUUCUGAAAGACUGAGUGUGUUAAAGAGGUGCCAAUAGGAAUGAAGUAUUAUUCACGGACACGAUUGACAGUUUUCGGAGUUGUGAAAAAUUAAUUAUAUAAUCGUUAAUUAAAUUAGUCUCUUUGAUUUCGUCCUUUUGAAUUUAGACGUCUUCUUAAUUUGAAGCGUUAAAAAAAUUUAACUCAACUGCCAAAAAUUCCUUAUUAACCAUUAAACGAUUUAGAGAAAAAUUAACUCUUGUAUAUACAUAAAUUAUGAAUUAGUUUAUAUUUAAAAAUGUUAAAGUAUCAAAGUAUUUAUGAAAUAUUAAUUAGAAAACUUUAUGAUUUAUGAAAUUAUAUUUGUUAUAAUUAGAAACAAGAACAGAGAUUUCAAAACGCAGAAAAUUUAGCGUGAGAAAUAUCGAGUAUGAAUGCAUCAAUUGUGUGAAAAAAUAGAUUUUAAUUGAAACAAAAAGAUUGAUAUAAUAUAUCUAUAUAUACAAUACACUGCUAAAUUAAU
Messenger RNA from Trichogramma pretiosum, 4617 nucleotides. RefSeq names its product two pore potassium channel protein sup-9-like (gene Task6). Gene Ontology annotation, cellular component: membrane. NCBI's taxonomy places the organism in Eukaryota, Metazoa, Arthropoda, Insecta, Hymenoptera, Trichogrammatidae. Bases 1258 to 2589 code for a protein of 443 amino acids. Gene Ontology annotation, molecular function: potassium ion leak channel activity. Gene Ontology annotation, biological process: stabilization of membrane potential; potassium ion transmembrane transport. The transcript has 7 exons. The record is from RefSeq and is a predicted model, not a curated record.